CGGCGGGCUCGGACGCGGCCCCUCCCCGGCGCCCACGUGACCGAGAGCAGGCCUACCGCCGGCCCGCCUCUCCCGGCCACCGCUGCCCACUUCCCGCUCCGGGGUGCGUACGCGACGAAACGGGGUGUGAAGAUGGCGGACGAAGAGGCCGAGCAGGAGAGGUUGAGUGGCGGCAGCGGCGGCGGCGGCUGCGUCGCGGAGCUGCAGCGCCUGGGCGAGCGGCUCCAGGAGCUGGAGCGACAGCUGCGGGAGAGCCGGGUGCCGGCCGUGGAAGCGGCCACCGAGUACUGUCAGCAGUUGUGCCAGACACUCCUUGAAUAUGCAGAGAAAUGGAAAACUUCAGAAGACCCUUUACCUUUGUUGGAGGUAUACACAGUGGCUAUCCAAAGUUAUGUUAAAGCUCGACCUUAUCUUACCUCUGAAUGUGAAAAUGUAGCAUUGGUUCUGGAACGCUUGGCAUUAAGCUGUGUUGAACUCUUACUCUGUCUACCGGUUGAGUUAUCAGAUAAACAGUGGGAACAAUUUCAGACACUGGUGCAGGUAGCUCAUGAAAAGCUGAUGGAGAAUGGCAGCUGUGAAUUGCAUUUUUUAGCUACUCUAGCUCAAGAAACUGGGGUGUGGAAAAACCCGGUACUGUGCACUAUUCUUUCCCAGGAACCAUUGGAUAAGGAUAAAGCGAAUGAAUUUUUAGCUUUUGAGGGUCCCAUCUUGCUGGAUAUGAGAAUUAAACAUCUAAUCAAAACAAAUCAGUUAAGUCAAGCAACUGCUCUAGCAAAGCUGUGUUCUGACCAUCCAGAAAUUGGUACAAAAGGUAGUUUUAAGCAAACUUACCUUGUCUGUCUUUGUACAUCAUCACCAAAUGAAAAAUUAAUUGAAGAGAUUUCAGAGGUUGAUUGCAAAGAUGCACUAGAAAUGAUCUGUAACUUAGAAUCUGAAGGCGAUGAAAAAAGUGCUCUUGUAUUAUGCACUGCAUUUUUAUCCCGUCAGCUCCAACAAGGAGAUAUGUAUUGUGCAUGGGAACUCACUCUGUUUUGGAGUAAAUUACAGCAAAGGGUAGAACCAUCUAUACAAGUGUACCUAGAGAGGUGUCGUCAACUUUCUUUGUUAACGAAGACGGUAUAUCACAUUUUCUUUCUGAUUAAGGUUAUUAAUUCAGAGACUGAGGGGGCUGGACUCGCUACCUGUAUAGAACUUUGUGUAAAAGCUCUACGCUUGGAACCUUCAGAAAAUACUGAAGUAAAAAUAUCUAUCUGCAAGACCAUUUCAUGUUUGUUGCCUGAUGAUCUGGAAGUUAAACGUGCUUGCCAACUGAGUGAAUUUCUUAUUGAGCCUACCGUAGAUGCAUACUAUGCUGUGGAAAUGUUGUAUAAUCAGCCAGACCAGAAAUAUGAUGAAGAAAACCUUCCAAUACCAAAUUCUCUGCGCUGUGAGCUCUUACUUGUAUUGAAAACUCAAUGGCCCUUCGAUCCAGAAUUCUGGGAUUGGAAAACCUUAAAACGACAGUGUCUUGCAUUAAUGGGUGAAGAAGCAUCCAUUGUAUCUUCAAUUGAUGAGUUAAAUGACAGUGAAGUUUAUGAAAAAGUAGUUGACUACCAGGAUGAAGUUAAAGAAACUUCUGUUAAUGGACUUUCAGGUGGAGUUGGUGCUAAUUCUGAGCUUCUUAAAGACAUUGGUGAUGAAAAGCAGAAGAAAAGAGAAAUAAAACAGUUGAGAGAGAGAGGAUUUAUAUCUGCUAGGUUUAGGAAUUGGCAAGCCUAUAUGCAAUACUGUGUGCUGUGUGACAAAGAAUUUCUAGGUCAUAGGAUAGUACGACAUGCUCAGAAACAUUACAAAGAUGGAAUUUACAGUUGCCCCAUAUGUGCAAAAAACUUUAAUUCUAAAGAAACUUUUGUCCCUCAUGUCACUUUGCAUGUUAAACAAUCUAGCAAAGAGAGACUUGCAGCAAUGAAACCAUUAAGAAGAUUGGGAAGGCCUCCUAAGAUCACAACUACCAGUGAGAAUCAGAAGACCAAUACUGUGACUAAGCAGGAACAGCGACCCAUAAAGAAGAAUAGCCUCUAUUCAACAGAUUUCAUAGUAUUUAACGACAAUGAUGGUUCAGAUGAUGAGAAUGACGACAAAGAUAAGUCUUAUGAGCCAGAAGUGGUCCCAGUCCAGAAACCAGUACCUGUUAAUGAAUUUAAUUGCCCUGUAAGUUUUUGUAAAAAAGGUUUUAAGUACUUUAAAAAUUUGAUUGCGCAUGUAAAGGGUCAUAAAGAUAAUGAAGAUGCCAAACGCUUUCUUGAAAUGCAAAGCAAAAAAGUAAUUUGCCAGUACUGUAGAAGGCACUUCGUCAGUGUUACUCAUCUCAAUGAUCACUUACAGAUGCACUGUGGCAGUAAACCAUAUAUCUGUAUACAGAUGAAAUGUAAGGCCGGCUUUAAUAGUUACGCAGAGCUUUUAACCCACCGAAAGGAACAUCAGGUUUUUAGAGCAAAGUGUAUGUUUCCUAAAUGUGGCAGGAUUUUUUCAGAAGCUUACUUACUGUAUGAUCAUGAAGCACAGCAUUAUAAUACCUUUACGUGUAAGUUCACGGGUUGUGGUAAAGUUUACCGUUCUCAGAGUGAGCUGGAGAAGCACCUAGAAGAUCACAGUACCCCUCCCGAAAAAGUGCCACCUACUGACGAUCAACUUCAUGUAUCUGGAGAGUCUGUUCAGCCUUCCAAAACAAAUCAGAAUAUGGAAGAAAAUACUGAAAAAGAGAGAUCUAUAGUUCCUUCAGAAAAUAACACUGAAAAUAGCUUACCAAUCGACAGAAAUGGUGCCUUGGAAAAAAGUAAAGAAGAAUCAGCUGUGACCAAACAAGACCAGAUUUCUGCCUCUGAUCUUACACAAGCUAAUGGACCAGUGUUAAAUGACUUAGAAAACAUUUCUGCUACAUCCCUGCUUCAGGCCAGUGAAGUAGCUGUGUCAAUUAAGGUGUCUCUAAACCAGGGGAUUGAGGAUAACUUUGGAAAGCAAGAAAACUCAACCGUGGAAGGCACAAGUGGACCAUUGGCCACAAACCUACAUACUUCAGUUGAAGAGACUUGUAAUGAUUUAUGUCAGCCAGGUUUUCAAGAAAGAAAAGAGCAAAGUUGCUUUAAUGAAGCCCAGAUUGCUCCGAAUUCUUUAGUAAGUUCAGAAACUCUCAAACUAGCAGACCUUACCCCACAAAACUUUGAAAGACAAGUGAACGACUUGAUGACCUUUUCCGUACAGAAUCAGGCAGGAUUUCAAAACACCUUACCAGCCUCCAAAUUUGAAUGUGAGGAAAAUAUCAAAGCAUCAUCCAAUCUUUAUAAUUUACCUCUUAAGACACUGGAAAGUAUUUCAUUUGUUCCACCACAGCCCACCCUAAGUAGCUCAUCAGUGCCUCCAAAAGCUCCAGUUCAGAAAUUCAGCUGCCAAGUCGAGGGAUGUACUCGUACCUAUAAUUCUUCUCAGAGUAUUGGGAAACACAUGAAGACGGCACACCCUGACCAAUAUGCUGCUUUUAAAAUGCAGCGCAAAAGUAAAAAAGCUCAGAAAUGUAAUAACUUAAAUACACCAAAUAAUGGAAAGUUGGUUUAUUUUUUACCAUCCCAGGUGAACAGUUCUAAUAAUGCUUUUUUUACACCACAGACCAAAGCCAGUGGGAAUCCUGCUUGUUCAGCCCCACUGCAGCAUGUCUCACCAUCCAUUUUUCCAGCUCAUUUGUCAAGUGUGUCAACGCCAUUAUUGCCCUCAAUGGAGAGUGUCAUAAAUCCAAAUAUAUCUGCUCAGGAUAAAAAUGAACCAAGUGGUAUAUUAUGUGCCCAAGUGGAAAAUUUAUCUAAUGCUACCUUGCCAACACAAAUGGAAGAUCUAACCAAAACAGUUUUGCCUUUAAAUAUCGACAGUGGCUCGGAUCCCUUCCUUCCUCUACCUGCAGAAAGUAGUUCGAUGUCUCUGUUCCCUUCUCCAGCAGAUAGUGGGACUAAUUCUGUGUUUUCCCAAUUGGAAAAUAAUACAAAUCAUUUUUCCUCACAAAUUGAAGGAAGCACUAAUUCUUUUUUAAAGGCGGUUAGCGGUGAAAAUGCAGUCUUUCCUUCACAAAUAAAUGUUGCAAAUGACUUCAGUAACAGCAGUGCUCAGCAGUCUAUGUCUGAAAAAGUUAAAAAAGACCGAGGGCGGGGUCCAAAUGGAAAGGAAAGAAAACCUAAGCACAAUAAAAGGGCUAAAUGGCCUGCAAUUAUCAGAGAUGGAAAAUUUAUUUGUAGCAGGUGUUACAGGGCUUUUACCAAUCCCAGAUCACUGGGUGGACAUUUAUCUAAGCGUUCUUACUGUAAACCACUGGAUGGGGCAGAAAUUGCUCAAGAACUUCUACAGAGUAAUGGACAGCCUUCUCUUCUUGCCAGUAUGAUUCUCUCUGCAAAUGCAGUGAAUUUGCAGCAACCACAACAGUCUACCUUCAGUCCAGAUGCAUGUCUUAAAGAUCCAUCAUUCCUGCAACUUCUUGCUGCUGAAAAUCGCUCAGCAUUUUUAUCCAAUACGUUUCCUCGAUCUGGAGUAACUAACUAUAAUAACAGUGUUAGUCAAGAAGGAAGUGAAAUUAUAAAGCAGGCCUUGGAAACUGCUGGAAUUCCCAGUACGUUUGAAGGUUCUGAAAUGCUUUCUCAAGUGGUUCCAUCAGCUUGUGUUUCUGAUGCAACACAAGUUAAUGCAACAAUUAUGCCAAAUUCAACUGUACCACCACCCUUGUUACAGACUGCAUGCCUCCCAAACACUCUGCUGACCAAUCAGAAUAGAACACCAAGCUCAAAAACUUCCUCCAUUGAGGACUGCAGCAGUUUGCCUGUUUUUCCAACAAAUGACUUACUCUUGAAGACUGUUGAAAAUGGUUUGUGCUCUAGUUCGUUCCCUAAUUCUAAUGGGCCAGUUUCACAAAGUUUUACCAAUAGCAAUUCACGUGUUUCAGUUAUCAGCGGUCCUCAGAAUACGAGAGCCAAUCAAUUAAAUAAAAAGGGGAACAGUGCUUCUAAGAGAAGAAAGAAAGUUACUCCUCCAAUAAUUGCACCUAAUGCUUCCCAGAAUUUGAUAACAAGUGACUUAAUAACAAUGGGACUUACAACAAAGAGCAUUGAGAUCCCAACAACCAAUCUUCAUUCAAAUGUACUUCCAAAUUGCGAACCUCAGCGAUUGGUGGAAAAUCUAACGCAGAAACUAAAUGUUGACAAUCAGUUAUUUAUGACUGAUGGAAAAGAGAAUUUCAAAACCAACUUGGAGUCCCAUACAACUCUAGCACCUUUAACUUUAAAAACUGAAAAUGGUGAUUCCCAAAUGAUGACUAUGAAUUCAUGUACCACUUCAGCAAAUUCUGAUUUGCAGAUUUCUGAAGACCAUGUUAUGCAGAACUUUGAAAAGACUCUUGAAAUUAUUAAAACUGCUAUGAAUUCUCAAAUACUUGAGGUGAAAAAUGGAUCUCAGGUGGCUGGUGAGAUUUCACAGAAUACUCCAAUGAAUUAUAAUACUCAGCUUCCUUCAGUGAACACUGUACAGAAUAACAAAUUAGCUGAUUCUCCUCAGUUCUCUUCCUUUGUAAGUGUUGUGCCAACAAAAAAUAACAUUGCACAGGCUGAAGUAUUAAAUAAGGAAGAUCAAAUACAGGAAAUUUUAGAAGGCUUACAAAGAUUAAAAUUAGAAAAUGACCUGUCAUCUCCAGAAUCCCAGUGUAUCCUGAUAAAUACAUCCGUGACACUGACUCCCACUCCUGCUAAACCACUUCCAAAUGUCACAGCUGUUCAGCCAGUUUCUGAAGUGAUACACAUUCAGGUUAGUGAUAAAGUUAACAAACCAUUUGUGUGUCAAAACCAAGGCUGUAGUUACAGUGCCAUGACAAAGGAUGCACUGUUUAAGCACUAUGGUAAAAUCCAUCAGUAUACUCCAGAGAUGAUUCUUGAAAUUAAGAAGAAUCAGUUGAAAUUUGCCCCAUUUAAAUGUGUAGUACCUACAUGUACAAAAACAUUUACAAGAAAUUCUAAUCUUCGGGCACACUGUCAGUUGGUACAUCAUUUUACUACAGAAGAAAUGGUAAAAUUAAAAAUCAAAAGGCCUUAUGGGAGAAAAUCUCAGAGUGAAAAUAUGUCUACUCCACAAAUUAUGCAAGUGAAAAAACAACCAGCUGUAACAGAAGAAAAUAAAAAGGAAUUCCAUCCUCCUUUACAAUUGGGAGUAGAGACUGAAAGCACUGUUAGUAGCAUAGUAAGAAUCCCAGAAAAACAAGCGACUGAAAAAAAAAGUCCUGAAAAAACCGAAGGUUCUUCACACGUGAUGACAGUUAGUUCAGACCAACAUAGUACAAACUGUGCUCCAAACAUACAAACUAAAGGUCGGAAAGUAAGGAAGCAUAAGAAAGAAAAAGAGGAGAAAAAAGGAAAGAGGCCAGUAUCCCAGACUGUGGAACUUCCAACAAGCUACAGUCCAUACAGACCUUAUCGGUGUGUUCACCAGGGAUGCUUUGCUGCCUUUACAAUACAGCAAAACUUGAUUCUUCAUUACCAGGCUGUACACAAAUCAGAUCUUCCUGCAUUUUCUGCAGAAGUUGAAGAGGAAAGUGAAGCUGGUAAAGAAAGUGAAGAAACAGAAAGUAAACACACCAUGAAAGAAUUUAGAUGUCAAGUGAGUGACUGUUCUCGAAUUUUCCAAGCAAUUACUGGGUUAAUACAGCACUAUAUGAAACUUCAUGAAAUGACUCCUGAGGAAAUUGAAAGUAUGACUGCUUCUGUGGAUGUUGGGAAAUUUUCAUGUGACCAAUCAGAAUGUAAGUCUUCAUUUACUACAUACUUGAACUAUGUUGUUCAUCUUGAGGCAGACCAUGGAAUUGGGAUAAAGACUGGCAAAACAGAAGAAGAUGGUGUAUACAAAUGUGACUGUGAAGGCUGUGACCGUAUAUAUGCAACUCGAUCUAAUCUCCUUCGACACAUUUUUAAUAAGCAUAAUGACAAACAUAAAGCUCAUUUAAUUAGGCCAAGAAGAUCAACACCUGGCCAGGAAAAUGUAUCAAACAAGUCAAAUCAAGAAAAAUCAAAGUCUAAAUACCGGGGAACUAAGCAUAGCAGGUCUGGAAAGGAUGGAAUCAGAGUGCCUAAGACCAAACGGAAGAAAAAGAGUAACUUAGAAAACAAGAAUGCAAAAAUCAUACAGAUUGAAGAAAAUAAGCCUUACUCUCUGAAACGUGGCAAACAUGUGUAUUCUAUAAAGGCUAGAAAUGAUGCCUUGUCUGAGUGUACAAGCAGAUUUGUAACCCAGUAUCCAUGUAUGAUAAAAGGAUGUACUUCAGUUGUUACAAGUGAAAGCAAUAUAAUUAGACAUUAUAAGUGCCAUAAAUUGUCUAAGGCAUUUACGGCACAACAUCGUAAUCUUCUUAUUGUCUUCAAACGGUGCAACAACUCAGAAGGAAAGGAAAAUUCUGAACAGGAAUGUAAGAAGAGUGAUGUUAAAGAUUCUGACACAUGCUUAUCAGAAGUCAAUGAGAACUCAGAAACAACUGCAAUCCCACAGAGAGAAACUGAAAAAAGUGAAAAAGAUGAAAUGGAUGAGUUAACAGAAUUAUUUAUUACAAAAUUAAUAAAUGAAGAUAAUGCCACUGUGGAGACUCAAGCUAAUACCACUUCAAAUAUAAGCAGUGAUUUUCAGGAAAGUAAUCCCAGCCAGUCAGAAAGACAAAAAACUAGUAAUUUAAAGAGAGUUAAUAAAGAAAAAAAUGUCUCACAGAAUAAGAAAAGGAAGGUUGAGAAAGCUGAACCCGUGUUAGCAGUGGCAUUAAGUAACUUACGUAAAGAAGAAGAAACUGCUGUUGCAAUUCAAACCACUGAGGAGCACCCGGCAUCUUUUGACUGGAGCUCAUUUAAACCAAUGGGAUUUGAAGUAUCAUUUCUAAAAUUUCUUGAAGAGUCUGCAGUGAAGCAGAAGAAAAAUACUGAAAAAGACCAUGCAAAUAGUGGAACUAAGAGAGGAUCCCAUUCAAAUUCAAGAAAAAGUACUGACAAGACUGCUGUGACUAGUGGGAAUCAUGUGUGUUCUUGUAAAGAAAGUGAAACCUUUGUGAGGUUUGCCAAUCCAUCACAGCUUCAGUGCAGUAGUAACGUCAAAAUUGUUCUAGACAAGACUCUUAAAGAUUACACUGAGCUUGUCUUAAAGCAACUUCAGGAAAUGAAACCUACCGUCAGUCUGAAAAAACUUGAAGUACAUUCAAAUGAUCCAGAUAAGCCUGUUAAGAAAGAAACCAUUAUAGGGAAAACCACAGGCAGAGGGCAGUACUGAUCACUAAUGUGCUAUAAACACAUCAUUCGUAGUUUUAUUUUAAAUAGGAAGCAAUCAAGCAUGAUAGUAUUGUGAAGAUUUUUCAAUUUUUGUUGUUGAUAUGAAUUAACCUGGCCAAAAGAAAAAAAUUUAAAAAAAACAUGACACCUGUCAUGUAAAACUUUUUUUUUAUCCCUAUGGGACUUGAGGAACAGAAUUGAUAUUUCAGUUAUUGUAAAUAGUUGAGCUGAACCUCAAAUUUGUAUUACCCAAUUGCCCUUUCCAUGAACUAGCCUGAUUUUUCUGUGUGAUUGGUAUGUUUCACCAGGUCACUGCUCAUGUGUACUCAUUAUUUGUACAUACUUUUUUUGUACAUAUUUAUUAUUGUAAAUCAUUUGCUGCCACCAGCAGUAUGUAAGUCUAAACUAUUAAAUCAUACAUUUAUAUAUGGAAUUUUAAUUUUUAACUAAGUGAUCAAGUUUUUAAGACUGUUCGUUGUUUUAAAUUAAGAACUUUUUGAACUAAAACUAGAGAUUCUGCCAUAGCUCAUUGAUUUUUUUUACAUGAAACGUUUAUUUACAAGAUUAUGUUUCACAAAGUGAGCACAUUAUAUAAAUACUUUGCUCUGCUUUGUAAAUUUGCCAUCCAGGAUUUUUGGGUGGCAUUCAUGUGAAAUUAAAGCAGAUUCUUUGGUAGUUUUGUAUACUACAGGGGUUUUUGAUUUUGUUUUUUUUUUUUUUUUUCUUGUUUUUUUUCAUUGCUUCUAAUUCGAUUUAGUCACACUGAGUCCAUGAAAUAUAAUGGAAAUGU
Molecule: messenger RNA, 9090 nt
Organism: Ochotona princeps (American pika)
Lineage: Eukaryota; Metazoa; Chordata; Mammalia; Lagomorpha; Ochotonidae
Gene: ZNF292
Product: zinc finger protein 292
Exons: 9
Coding region: 133-8301 (2722 amino acids)
Biological process (GO): regulation of transcription by RNA polymerase II
Cellular component (GO): nucleus
Molecular function (GO): DNA-binding transcription factor activity, RNA polymerase II-specific; DNA binding
Source: RefSeq, a predicted model, not a curated record